Molecule: messenger RNA, 1453 nt
Organism: Tupaia belangeri chinensis (Chinese tree shrew)
Lineage: Eukaryota; Metazoa; Chordata; Mammalia; Scandentia; Tupaiidae
Gene: SCRN3
Product: secernin 3
Exons: 8
Coding region: 108-1379 (423 amino acids)
Biological process (GO): proteolysis
Molecular function (GO): cysteine-type exopeptidase activity; dipeptidase activity
Source: RefSeq, a predicted model, not a curated record
AACUUCCGAGGUCAGAGGUGACAGCUUCCGGCCGCGGGGGCCUCCGCUCUGCUCCCGGUUCCGUCCUCCGGUCCUGGGUGUAGCUCACCUGAAAGCCAGUAACAAAAAUGGAACUUUGUUCCUGUGACACUUUCGUGGCUUUACCUCCAGCAACGGUUGGUAACAGAAUUAUUUUCGGAAAAAACUCAGAUAGACUCUGCGAUGAAGUACAAGAGGUAGUUUAUUUUCCUGCUGCUGUUCACGAUAACCUGGGAGAACGUCUUAAGUGUACUUACAUAGAAAUUGAUCAAGUUCCUGAAACACAUGCUGUUGUCCUUAGUCGCCCAGCAUGGUUAUGGGGGGCAGAAAUGGGAGCCAAUGAGCAUGGAGUUUGCAUUGGGAAUGAAGCUGUGUGGGGAAGAGUAGAAGUUUGUAAUGAAGAAGCAUUACUGGGCAUGGACCUUGUCAGGCUUGGUCUUGAAAGAGCUGAUACAGCUGAAAAAGCGCUUGAUGUCAUUGUUGAUUUACUAGAAAAAUAUGGUCAAGGUGGAAACUGUACAGAGGGUGAAAUGCUAUUUAGCUAUCACAAUAGUUUCCUGAUAGCUGACAGGCAGGAAGCCUGGGUUCUGGAGACUGCAGGGAAGUACUGGGCAGCAGAAAAAGUACAAGAUGGUGUUCGUAAUAUUUCUAAUCAGCUUUCUAUAACAACGAAGAUUGAUCGGGAACACCCAGACAUGAGAAACUAUGCUAAGCAGAAAGGUUGGUGGGAUGGUAAAAAGGAGUUUGAUUUUGCUGCAGCUUACUCUUAUCUUGACACAGCCAAGAUGAUGACUUCAUCAGGAAGAUACUGUGAGGGCUACAAGCUUCUAAAUAAACAUAAAGGAAGCAUAACAUUUGAAACAAUGAUGGAAAUUCUCCGAGAUAAACCAAGUGGCAUUAAUAUGGAGGGAGAAUUCCUGACCACUGCAAGCAUGGCUUCUGUUUUGCCUCAAGACUCCAACCUUCCUUGUAUUCACUUCUUUACAGCAACUCCUGAUCCUGAGAGAUCUAUUUUUAAACCUUUCAUAUUUGUGCCACAUAUUUCACAACUAUUGGACACUAGUUCACCAACAUUCGAACUUGAAGAUCCUGUGAAAAAGAAGCAGCACUUUAAGAUUAAGCCUGACAGAAGACAUCCACUCUACCAAAAACAUCAACAGGCAUUUGAAGUACUAGAUAAUAAUAAGGGAAAAGCAAAAUCAAUGUUGGACAACAUGAGGAAGAUGGAGAAAGGACUAUUCAAAGAGAUGGAAUCAAUCCUUCAAAACAAACAUCUCGAUGUGGAUAAAAUUGUUAAUCUUUUUCCUCAGUGUGCAAAAGACGAAAUUAGAAUUUAUAUGUCAAAUAUUAGUUCUCAGUGAUCAUAUAAAUGAUCAGUGGUCUUCAAAGUCAGAAUCUAUCACUUUGGUAAAUGAUGAAACCUAAUUCGAGCAAA